AUGAUCAACCUGAUGGUGAAUGGCAAGCCGCGUCCCAUCGACGCCACCCAGGACCUCGAGUCCUACCUCACCUCCUUCGGCCUCGACCUGAAGCACGUGGCCGUAGGCUACAACGGCGAGGUCCUGAAACGAGAGCAGUACCCCGAGGUAACGCUGCAGGACGGCGACAUCCUCGAGAUCGUACGACCGGUCGGCGGCGGCUGA
Molecule: messenger RNA, 204 nt
Organism: Geodia barretti
Lineage: Eukaryota; Metazoa; Porifera; Demospongiae; Tetractinellida; Geodiidae
Source: the annotation of a GenBank genome assembly